Molecule: messenger RNA, 1729 nt
Organism: Platichthys flesus (European flounder)
Lineage: Eukaryota; Metazoa; Chordata; Actinopteri; Pleuronectiformes; Pleuronectidae
Product: required for drug-induced death protein 1-like
Exons: 2
Coding region: 327-749 (140 amino acids)
Source: RefSeq, a predicted model, not a curated record
UUUUUGGUCGAUUUGGAUUAGGACAGAUUAACACACAAUCCUUGAUAUUUCUCCUCAGCUCUUCCUAUUCACUGGAUACAAGUCAUUUAGUUUCAGAUCUGCCUUUGAACACUCAAGCAGAAACCCUGAGACCUAUCGAGGUCAAUCAUGUGAGGACGGAUUUGCACCUUUAAGGGCUCUGUGCCAGAUCUCCCACACAAGGCGGUCCACUGGAAUGCACUUCCACUCAUGCACAUAACGUCUGUUGACAACAUACCUGACCUCCCGCAGGAGCACUGGUGCUUUCUUCCCUUUAUAUCCCUGAGAACGGGCUAAGAGGAGAUAACAUGAAGCCUAAAUCUCUCCCAUCACGGUUGUUUAACAGAAACUCAGCUGCAGCAUCAGGUGAGGCUCUGAGCGUAGGAGCCGCACGCAAGUACCAGCGACAUGUGGACUGCGCGGAGGACUCUUCCUCCACAGACAGCGAGUCGGUGGCAGACAACAGCAGACAACACGAGCGGUGCCACAGAGAAAUACACUUUGCUUUUCUGCCGGAGAGGUACGAGCCGUUGACGGAUGAUGAAGCGAGGGAAGCCAAGAAGAAGAGAAAGAAGGAAAAGUACAAAAAAGUCAAGAAGAACGUUGGCAAAGCACUGCGCUCCACCUGGAAAUGUAUGAUGCUUGGUCUCUACAACUUUGCUCUGGGUUACUCCACCCCGAUCACAGUGGCUGCUACUUUUGUCCCUGACUUUCACCGAGGGAGAAGCUGAGCUGAUGCACCUGGAUCUCCUCCAGUUUUAUUUUUGUAUCUCUACAAGCUAUUGUGUAUAUAACAGCAAUGUCCCCGAGCAAAGACUUUUGAUGUUGUUAAUAUUUGUGUACUUGAAAUUGUAUUUGAAGUUUUAAUCAAAGAAUAUUACAUUUUAUGAAGUUAUUUCUUGUGAUAUAUUAAAAGGUGGCAGUACUAUUUUUGGUACUGAAAAACCUGUUGUUGGUCAUGAUAUCUGGUAAAGUACAGCUAAACUUUUUAACCAUAUCUGUAUAAAAAAAAAGGUUUUUGAGUUCAUAGAUUUUCUCUCUGCAUAGACCUAAUGCUCUUUAUAUACCCUGAUUAAAAAAUGUGCCGUCCCAUUCCGGGGAACGCGAUAUCUCAAGAAGAUCAGUGUCUAACAAAUUAGGUUUAUCAAUCGUUAGAUAAGUAGCAAUAACAGCUAGCGGUAUUGACAGUAAUAGUAUAUAUGUGAGCGGACAUAUUGUAUAUCUAGACAGUCUAGUUUAAGCAUAAUCCACGAUAGCUGCCACCGUUAUCCACAAUGUGGCCACAGCAGUGACGAGGCACAAGAAACAAGUCAAGUCAUUCAAAUAUAUUGAUGAGACAUUAAAUUGAUUUGUGAUACAUGCGUUUUGCACCUUCCUAUGUAAGUGCAUUUGGAAUUUUUAGAACGUGCCCUUAAAGGGAUGGUUAACAGACAAAUGAUCCAAAGGGAAUAUCUCUUUUCUCCAUCUGCUGUGAAUUGCUGCGAUAUGAACAACAGACUAACAAGAGGAGACAUUUUUUUCAUUGGUAUUAUUACCAUAAGCACAAGCUGAAGCUUUAAAUUGAAAUGAUAUUCACAAAUCAUCUCACAGGCUGCAGUUAUAUCACCUUUUAUAUUGCAUUCAUGUAUCUGAAUGUCACAAAUAACACAUUAAAGAUUGUGGAUGUGUAAUAAAGUAUUUUGGCCUUGUGUGGAUCCCAGAAACUCAACAA